UUUCUUUUUUUUUCUUCCCUCACUUCAGGAAGAAGCGGAUACAGCGUUGCGUCCGCCGCUGAUGGCUCUGACGUUACAGCGCAGGUUUAAAACGUCGCUUCGGUAGCGUGUGGUCGUGAGCCGGGACGUCUUUCCCCCAUGUAGCCGCCCCGACCGCCUGUGUGUCGCGGGUUCGAGAGCGGAGAACAUGGACCGGACGCGGAGCGGCACUCGGGCCCUGUUGUGCUGCUUGUGUGCGCUGCUCUGCUGGGCCGGUCUCCCACAAAAGGGGUUCUGCAGCGCCACGGUUUCCCUUUCUGAGAGCCUGCUCUUCGUGUCCACGCUGGAUGGGAACCUUCACGCCGUCAGCAAGAAAUCCGGCACCAUCAAAUGGACUCUGAAGGAAGAUCCAGUUCUUCAGGUCCCCACGCAUGUGGCAGAACCAGCGUUUCUGCCGGACCCCAUCGAUGGCAGCCUGUAUUCUCUGGGUGGAAAGAACAAGGAAGGCCUCACAAAGUUACCGUUCACCAUCCCUGAGUUGGUCCAGGCUUCUCCCUGCCGCAGCUCCGAUGGUGUCCUUUACAUGGGAAAGAAGCAGGACCUGUGGUAUGUGGUGGACCUGUUGACUGGUGAGAAGCAGCAGACUUUGACUUCCUCCUUUGCAGAGAUGUUGUGCCCCUCUUCGUCGCUUCUCUAUCUGGGACGCACAGAGUACACCAUCACCAUCUACGACACCAAGAGCCGGGAGUUGCGCUGGAACGCCACCUAUUCCGACUACGCCUCCACCCUCCCCGACGAUGACACCAAAUACAAGGUCGCUCACUUUGUGUCCAACGGGGACGGCCUGGUGGUGACUGUGGACAGCGACUCGGGAGACGUGCAGUGGGUGCAGAACUACAACUCGCCGGUGGUGGCCAUGUACAUCUGGCAGCGCGAGGGCCUCCGGAAAGUUCCCCACACCAACGUCGCCGUGGAAACCCUGCGCUACCUCACUUUCAUGUCGGGAGAGGUCGGCCGCAUCACGCAGUGGAAGUACCCGUUCCCCAAAGAGAACAAGCCCAAGAACAAGUUCCUGGCCACUUUGUAUGUGGGUAAAUACUCCACCAGUCUUUAUGCCUCUCCCUCCCUGGUGCACGAUGGAGUCACGGUGGUGCCCCGUGGCAGAACCUUCCCCAUGCUUGAGGGUCCGGACAGCCAGGAGACCGAAGAGGACAAGGAGUGUGUCAUCACGCCCAGCACCAGCGUCAAGUUCAACGCUGCGCUCCGGGAGCGAAACCGCAUCAACUUCAUGAGGAACUACCUGCUCCUUAUAGGUCAUCAUGAGACGCCUCCUGAAGCUCACAAAAAGAUCCUUGAGAAGUUCCCCGACAGCUUUCCUCGCCAUCAAGGCAACGUCAUCCCACCGACUACUGACAAGAAAGUAGAGGAGACUCGUCCUCUUCCCCCCCAGAAAGUGAAGGGUGACGUGAUGGAUGAUGUGCCCCCUUCUCCUUUACCACAAACAUCUAUCCAGGAACCUGCGAUCAGUGGGCGCACUGCGCGUCCAGAGGCGCCUGUGGACUCGAUGCUCAAAGACAUGGCCACCAUCAUCUUCUCUACUUUCCUCCUGGCUGGCUGGGUGGCCUUUAUGAUUACUUACCCCAAAAGUGUCCACAAGCAGCAGCAGCUGCAGCACCAGGAGUUCCAGAGACAGAUGGAGGAGAAGUUGGAGCUGCUCCAGAGGCAGCAGCCGUUCCCCGCUACGGACGUGGGCCUGGGCAUGGCCGCGGACAGCGACUAUCUGGAGGGGGCCCACAAUCGCUACGAAUGCUCGGACCACAGCAGCCCCAAUGUCACCCCCCGCGCCUCCAACCACAGCAACCUGUCCGUGUCUGAGCUGGGAGGCUCGGCCAACGAGCACGAAGAUGAGGAGGACUCCAAUACUGUCAGAGUGGGCAACGUCACGUUCCGCCCCAGAGAGGUUUUGGGUCACGGCGCCGAGGGCACCAUCGUGUACAAGGGGCAGUUUGACAACCGCGCAGUGGCAGUUAAGAGAAUCCUCCCAGAGUGCUUCAGCUUUGCAGACCGCGAGGUGCAGCUGCUGAGGGAGUCCGACGAGCACCCCAACGUCAUCCGCUACUUCUGCACCGAGAGGGACCGUCAGUUCCAGUACAUCGCGAUCGAGCUGUGUGCCGCCUCACUGCAGGAGUAUGUGGAGAGGAAGGAUUUUGAACGUCACGGACUAGAACCAGUAACGCUUCUUCAGCAGACCAUGUCCGGACUGGCCCAUCUGCACUCUCUCAACAUAGUCCACAGAGACCUGAAACCUCACAACAUCCUGGUGUCCAUGCCCAACGCCCACGGUCGGGUCCGGGCCAUGAUCUCCGACUUUGGCUUGUGUAAGAAGCUGGCAGUGGGCCGCCACAGUUUCAGCAGAAGGUCUGGGGUGCCGGGCACCGAGGGCUGGAUCGCCCCCGAGGUCCUCAGUGAGGACUGCAAAGACAACCCGACCUGCGCUGUUGAUAUCUUCUCUGCUGGCUGCGUGUUCUACUACGUGGUGUCUCAGGGAAGCCAUCCUUUCGGCAAGUCUCUGCAGCGGCAAGCAAACAUCCUGCUGGGCACGUACGGCCUCGACCACCUGCAAACCGACAAACAUGAGGACAUAGUAGCAAGAGAUCUAAUCGAGCAGAUGGUGAGCAUGGAGCCCCAUAGGAGGCCCUCAGCGGAGAGCGUUCUCAAACACCCUUUCUUCUGGAGCCUGGAGAAGGAGUUGCAGUUCUUUCAGGAUGUCAGCGACAGAAUAGAAAAGGAACCGCUGGACGGACCAAUCGUGAGACAGCUGGAGAGAGGUGGGAGGGCUGUUGUCAAGGCUGACUGGAGAGAACAUAUCACAGUGCCCCUGCAGACGGACCUGCGUAGGUUUCGCUCCUACAAGGGCGGGUCAGUCCGAGACCUGCUGCGUGCAAUGAGAAACAAGAAACAUCAUUACAGAGAGUUACCCGUGGAGGUCCAGGAGACUCUGGGCUCCAUCCCUGACGACUUUGUCUCCUACUUCACCUCCCGCUUCCCCCACCUGCUAAUGCACACGUACCGGGCCAUGCGGACCUGUGUGUCGGAGAGGCUGUUCCUGCCUUACUACUCCACAGCAGAGCAGCUCGCAACAGUACAGGCCCAGUGCACCCCACUCGGGCCACAUGGACAAAAUAAGCCAUGCAACCUAACAACAGACACACAAUCAUCAUCAUCACAACCACAGGUCCCGGUGCCGUGCUCACAGCCGGAGCAGGUCCCACACACGGCGCCCGCCACUUCACCCGAUGUGCCCGUAUUCUCACAUCUGCCUGUUCAAACUUUACCGCCUGCAGAGCCCCAGCUGCCCACGCAGACUGCCUCGCAGGGGGAAACAUUGCACCCUGCCUCUGCCUCAGAACCCCCCACAGAGCCUCUCGGCCAAAGGGAGUCGAGUCCGUCUGAGACGCACGCCCCGCCAGCUCCUCCCGCACCGGAUAACGAACCGGUGUGAACCAGAGUCGGGUGGACGGAGCACAGAUGGGCGCUUCGCCUUCAACAGUGGACACCGAGUGGGACUUGGUUGCUGCACCGCGAGCUGGUGAGGACCAGGCCUGCAGUGCCUGGGAUCCACAGGCCGGGCGUAGCGGCUGCGCCCGCGUUUAAGUGCCUUCUGCUCGCCUGAGUGGAACUGUAUCCUGAUCCGAACCGUCCCCUCGGCCUCGAGGAAGUCGGAUACCCGACACGGGGCUGUUGGAGCAUUAUCUUGUAGCUGGACUGAGCAAAGAGAAUAUUUUAUUUUAUAACGGCAUGUCCAAAAAUAGUGUUUGUCCCAAGAACAUGUGGCCUCUAUUUUGUGUGUGUGGGGGGGGAUUUCUGGAUGUUUUUAUAGUGCAAUGUUGUAUUUCCGAGUGAGCCCUGUGUUCACUGCACAAAAGCUGUAUGUAUAUUUUUGUAUAAACUGAUUCUGAAAUUGAAUCAUUUUUAAUGUGGCCAAUGUGCCUUUUUUUCUUUUUAUAUAACCAUGCUGCAUUGGUACAGAUCUUUAAAUUGACUGUGCUAAAUGUUCUUGAUUCCAGUUAAUGCUGCUAAACUGCUUCGCUUUGUCAAUCAAAACUAUUGUGCUGACUCGGUCAGAGGGGACUGUUCCAAAGGGUGUUCAGCGUGGCUUCUGAAUACAGCAGGUCGUUCUCUGCUAAUGUGAGCAGCAAACCAAUCAAAUAUGAGUUUUAGAUAUCCAAGUGGCAGAUCCAACACAAAUAACUUUUUAAGGGUGUCAAAGUGAAGUCAAUGACUUGCACAUCACAUUUACUUGUUUUGAUUAUUGUAUCUCACGAUGGCUUUUGGGGGAAUAUUGACAUAUAUAUAUAUAUAUAUAUAUACAACAGUGGGGCGCCAAGAAGAAGAUGGACACGUUUAGUGGUCACAGGGGCGUGACUGUAUUGUCAGGGGAAGCUACGGUUAACAUUGUUUAGCGUUGCUUUGUUCAUGGUGUCACUCUUAUGUAGUUUUGUAGCAUUUCCAAACGACAGCAGACAUUUUAAAUGAAGCAUGUCUCUCACGUAGAGGUGGAACACAAGGCGGUACUGAGCCGGUGUCUGGUGUGCGCACACACACACCCCACUAACAAUGGAAUGGUUAAUCCUGGGGUGUAACUUGAAGUAAUGUCGUAGUAAUCCAUGACUUUCUUUUCUUCCCGUUUGGACUGUGUUAAAUUCAACGGUCAGACUCACUAGGCCUGUGUCCCCUGGUUUUCUGUGGAAUUUAUUUAAUUUUAAAUGCUGUUUUACAAUGUUUUAAAAUAUUGGUCACCUUUUUUAUACCUGCCAUUUUCUACGUGAUUUUUGUCAAUUGAAUCCACCUUUGCAAUUCUGCUUAACUUGUGGGGAUCAGAGUUGUUCUAAUAUGAAAUAAAUACUGCUUGAGCUUA
Molecule: messenger RNA, 4897 nt
Organism: Pungitius pungitius (ninespine stickleback)
Lineage: Eukaryota; Metazoa; Chordata; Actinopteri; Perciformes; Gasterosteidae
Product: serine/threonine-protein kinase/endoribonuclease IRE1-like
Exons: 22
Coding region: 188-3481 (1097 amino acids)
Biological process (GO): IRE1-mediated unfolded protein response; protein phosphorylation; intrinsic apoptotic signaling pathway in response to endoplasmic reticulum stress
Cellular component (GO): IRE1-TRAF2-ASK1 complex
Molecular function (GO): protein serine/threonine kinase activity; ATP binding; RNA endonuclease activity
Source: RefSeq, a predicted model, not a curated record